This is a messenger RNA of Maniola jurtina (meadow brown), 2393 nucleotides long. Its product is annotated as spidroin-1-like. Bases 1001 to 1993 code for a protein of 330 amino acids. The transcript is spliced from 6 exons. Lineage: Eukaryota; Metazoa; Arthropoda; Insecta; Lepidoptera; Nymphalidae. Gene Ontology annotation, cellular component: neuron projection membrane. The record is from RefSeq and is a predicted model, not a curated record. Gene Ontology annotation, biological process: synapse organization.
AUACACAACAUGUAUUUGAUAAGCAAAUCCAGAAGAUGACAAUUGAAUAAACGUAAGAAAGUUCUGAAUAAGAUAGGAUGAGACUACAACGAUGCAACAAUCCCUUCCACGCAACUGUGCAGCUGUUUAUUUAGGAGUAUUUUUACAAGUUUAUCUAAGAUGUAUCUAAUAGAUAAUAACCAGCUAUUUUGUAUAGUAAGGGCUAUCGUACAAGUGGAGUAUCCAGUCGCUAGUAGAGCGUCGGCAGCUGACGAGUGACGAGCGUCAGGUGACGACGGACGGGCGCCACCCGCGGCGUCGCGCUGCUGCCACGUGACGUGCGCGGGGACGUCACUCACGUACCUACUUCUGGUAUACACCAGCUCGCCAGAGACCCGACCAUACCUACUCGAGGCUCGACUAAUCGUUCGUGUAACGGCUAGCUUAAAUUGGACAUUGGAUGAAGAGGUCUCGGAUAUGAAUCGUAGCCCUCCUGGGUCCGGACCAAAAAAUGCUGAGGCAUUCUUAUCAAUUCAGUAGGUACUCGCAGCAGAUUUGGCGACAGGUUGACGGACGGCGUGCGAUUCGUAAUCAUUCGUUAGUCCUGCACUUCAUCUCUUUAUGAGGUAUAGAGAGCUGCGUAAAUUGAAAUUCGCCAGUACUGAAAUUCAAUCGGAACAGGACAAAACUAAUCAAUAUAAUCAAUAGUCAGUAAGUUCUAUGCAUCCACUGUUGGACAUAGGCGUCUUGCACUCUUUUAUUUUUACUUUUGUAGGUAGGUAGAUAUCGUGACAUUGUUCCUCGGUGGUCCGACGCUGUACCACGCUGUAGUGCAGUCCGCAGCUGCGCGUGCGCGUGACAAUGCGGCGACAUUGGAUACAUCAUACGUGUACCCACUUCCACUUCAGUGUGAGUACUGCAGAGAGGGUGCGAGGGCUGUUAUGAAAGUACAAUGUAAAACUUGUUGGAACGUUUAUCAGAUGCCAUUUCGUGUUGGCGAAGCGGAAUAAAAUGAUAUACAAUGUCCCGGGGGGCCGGCGUUCGCGGCGCGCCAGCAGACGGCCGUGCUGGCGCGCGUCGGCGACUCGGCCGCGCUGCGCUGCCGCGUGCUGCGGCUCGGCGGCCGCGCGGUGUCGUGGGUGCGCUCCCGCGACCUGCAGAUCCUGACGCACGCGGGCGUGGUGUUCACGGCGGACGCGCGUGUGGCGUGCGACGAGGCACCGGCCGACGCGCCCGCCUCAGCCGCCCGAGCGCCGCGCGUCACGUCGCGCGACGGCGCGGAGGGCGCGGCGGGCGCGGUGCACACGCUGCGCAUCGCGCGGCUGCGCGCCGCCGACGCGGGCCGCUACGAGUGCCAGGUCAACACGGAGCCCAAGAUGAGCCUGCUCUUCAACCUCACCGUCGUCGCAGAGUCGUCGGCGCCGCUGGUGUCGGUGCGCGCGCUGGGCGCGGCGGACGGGCGCGUGUGGGGCGCGGCGGGCGGCGCGGCGCAGCUGGCGUGCGAGGCGCGCUACGCGGUGGCGCCCGAGCUGCUGGGCGCGCUGCCCGCGCUGCGCGUGCGCUGGACGCACGACGGCGACACGCUCGACCCGCAGAGCGCGCGCGGCGGCGUGUCGCUGGACACGGAGCGCUGGGCGGGGCGCGUCGUGUCGCGGCUCACGCUGGCGCAGCUGCGGCGCGAGGACGCGGGCCGCUACAGCUGCAGCGCGGCGCCCGAGGGCGAGGGCGAGGGCGAGGGCGAGGGCGAGGCGGCGCACGCGAGCCUCGCGCUGCGCCUGCGCGGCGACGACGGCGUGCCAGCGGGCGAGAUGGAGGCCAUGCAGCACGACCAGGCCGUGGCGCGCGUCAGCGCGGCGCACGCGGCGCGCGCGGCGCCGUGCGCGCUGCUCGCGCUGCUGCCGCUCUUCCUCACGUGACGCGCCGUGUGACGCGCCGCGUGACGCUGCAGACACUUAAGACGCCACUACGAAUCUUGAAUGAUCCUCAACACACAUUCAUCAAUGUUGGUGUGUGAUACAUUUGUAUGAAUUGCGUUAUAGCAACAUGCGUUACUGUGUUGUGUAAAGUGCAAUCGUGUGUGAGCGCGGCGGGACAGCAGUGGGGAACGUCUCCCGCGCCAGCGGCUCUGGCGCGGCACUCAGCUUGAAAUCUAUAGAGCGCACUUUGACUUGCUUAGACUUAAGUUUCAGUUAAAACGAGACACAUUUAUGCCAGCGGUAUAACGCUGUCUCGUUUUAACAAUGUCUUAAGUGGGAGCAAAGUCGAAGUGCGCCUCAGAGUCCUGUGUACUUAACGAACGAUAGAUAUGAGCCAUGUGACAACAGUGCAAACUUCAAACUGAUGGACGCAUGGUAUUGACACUGUAAAUAUUGUAAAUAGCUAUUUAUAACGUGUAAAUAAAUAUCGACGCCGUC